AGAGACCCCCCCAGCAUCAGAGCCUCCCAAGUCCCAGCCGCUCUGCCCAGGCGAGCCCCCGGCUGCUCCGCGAGCCCCGGCGCCAGGCGGUCGCCCCGUCCCGGGGCAGUGCAGCGAGGGAUGAGCGUGCGGCUCGCGUCCGGAGGCGCCUGGCGAGCCCUGGGCUUGCUGGGGCUGGUGCUGCUGCUGGACCCGGUGGGCGCCUGGUACAAACACGUGGCCAGCCCCCGCUACCACACGGUGGGGCGCGCCUCGGGGCUGCUCAUGGGCGUCCGGCGCUCCCCGUACCUCUGGCGCCGGGAGGAGCGCGGCGAGCGGCAGCGGCAAGACCCCCGAGCGGCCGGGCCGUGGAGCCGAGCCCCGCCGACCCCCGCCAGAGGCGACCCCCUGGCGCUGGCACGCCUGGCCCUGCAGGACUUCCUCGCCCGCCGCAGGCUCGCUCCGCGCCAGCCCGCCCUGGGAACAGACGCCAGCCGCCUCCCGCAGCCACCGGCUCCCUGGAGCAGAGACCGGACCCGGCCGCAGCAGCGGGGCAGCGAGGAACGACUCAGGGACUUCAGCCUUUCUGAGGUUAAGAUAUAGCUCCUCUUCUGCUCAGCUCUCCCGUCAGACACACUCGAAGAACAGUGGUUGCCUGACUUGAAACUGUUUCCUGCAAUGGACAGGGAAGAUACUCCAAGCCGGUUCUCCUGAUACUCUGAUUUCUAUGAAAACAUAUAGACACUUGCCAUUAAAAAAAAUCUCUGUGGUUUUCUACCAACUGUGCAAACACAGUGAUAAAUCUCUGUUGUUUCCAAGUUGACUUAGUGCUAUAACCAUGGAGAAAAAGAGAAGAUAUUUAUUUUGUUUAUUUUUUAGAUCUCUGUAAUAGCUUCUUAGCAAUAUCACAGCAAUAUGUACUGUUUGCUUUCUAGGAAUCUGCACUCAUUAAAAUUACAAUGAA
This is a messenger RNA of Pelodiscus sinensis (Chinese soft-shelled turtle), 943 nucleotides long. NCBI's taxonomy places the organism in Eukaryota, Metazoa, Chordata, Testudines, Trionychidae. The record is from RefSeq and is a predicted model, not a curated record.